GCUUAGAUUUCUUCAUCUGCAAAAGUCUACAUGGAGGAGCACAACCUCCUCCAACCGUUAAUCUCCACAACCACCAAUGCCACCGCCGCCGCCACCACAGAAGACGAUGUCACAGAAUCAACCUCACCAGUCAUGUACCGUGUUGCCUUGGUCAUCUUCAUCGGAAUCUUAUCCAUUUGGGCAAAUUAUGAAGCCUCCAAAGGCUUUGAAGUAACCAUCGUUAAUGAAGCCGGAGAUACCCCGGCAGGUCGUCGAUUUGCGCUCUUCUUCAUCUCCGAUGACAAGGCAACCAGAAUAGUCCUAAGUACGAGCCAUUUCGCUGAACAAGUUCUCUACCCAAAGGCCAGCCACCCCAAGAAGCAAGUUAACCGUGUCACCUUGAGGCUCGCCGGCCGGAAUUUAACACAGGCCGUGGUAGUCAACGUGAGCAACAACAACGAGUUUGAUCUUCACAUCAGCCCCUCGGUGAUGGAAGAGAUUAACCUAAAGAAGGCUAUGGUCUCGGCGGUGCAACGAGGGAUGGCUCGUGUAUGGCUUUGGGAUGGAGAGAUGAGUGCCCCAACGUCCCUUAUUGAUGGAAUAGUUGAGUACGUCGGAAUCUCUGCGGGGUUUGCUUCAUCGUCGGUUUCCGGCUGCCUAGACUCGCCGGAAUCAUCUUACGACAAUAGUUGCUGGAAUGAUAGGGACAGUUUGGUUGUCGCAAGCUUCUUGACCUAUUGUGAGCGGGUCAGGAAUGGGUUCAUUGGCCGGUUGAACCAAGCCAUGCGUGAAGGGUGGCACGUGCGAAUGAUAGAUGAUGCGUUAGGUCUGCCAACUCAGCAGCUGUGCUCAUCCUAUAAUUCUUCGACGAUAGAGAUACCAAACACAAUGGGACCCACUCCAGGGUAG
Messenger RNA from Telopea speciosissima, 888 nucleotides. RefSeq lists its product as uncharacterized. The transcript has a single exon. NCBI's taxonomy places the organism in Eukaryota, Viridiplantae, Streptophyta, Magnoliopsida, Proteales, Proteaceae. The record is from RefSeq and is a predicted model, not a curated record. The coding region runs from base 31 to 888 and encodes 285 amino acids.